AUGGACAGCAUUUUGGCAAGUAGUGACUGGGCAGCAGCAGUGCAGGACCGACUGGAACCAUCUGUGAAUGGCAUUGAGUGCCCUGGCAGAACUGAUAUGGAGGAACCAGUUUCCUCGAGUGCCUUUACACUGCCAUUGGGGCUUGGAGAUGGACAGCUUUUUACCUGGACAGAUGGCUUGAAAAGGAAGGACUGGCAUGAUUACGAAAGCAUUCAGAAGGAUGCUAUGCGGUCAGGUAAGUACUGUGCAAGCCAAGUGACUGAUGAUGAUAAGGAUGAUUCUGCUUAUAGGGAAAAUGGAUUCAACAUAUUUGUUAGCAACAAUAUAGCACUGGAGCGAUCCCUGCCAGACAUCCGACAUCCUAACUGUAAGCACAAGGUGUACUUGGAAAAGCUACCAAAUACUAGCAUAAUUAUUCCAUUUCAUAACGAAGGCUGGACUUCACUCUUGCGAACAAUACACAGUAUUAUCAACCGCACUCCAGACAGCCUGAUAGCAGAAAUAAUUCUUGUGGAUGACUUCAGUGACAGAGAACAUUUAAAAGAGAAGCUGGAGGAAUACAUGGUCCGUUUUGCCAAAGUGAGGAUUGUGCGUACCAAGAAACGCGAAGGGCUCAUUCGAACCAGACUGCUAGGAGCCUCGCUGGCUAGAGGAGAAGUCUUGACAUUUCUGGAUUCCCAUUGCGAAGUCAACGUGAAUUGGCUGCCUCCCUUGCUUAACCAGAUUGCACUAAACCACAAAACCAUCGUGUGUCCUAUGAUCGAUGUCAUUGACCACAAUCACUUUGGCUACGAGGCACAGGCGGGGGAUGCCAUGCGAGGAGCUUUUGACUGGGAAAUGUACUACAAAAGAAUACCGAUUCCUCCAGAGCUCCAGAGAGCUGAUCCCAGCGACCCCUUUGAGUCUCCUGUAAUGGCUGGGGGUCUUUUUGCUGUUAACCGGAAAUGGUUUUGGGAGCUGGGAGGCUAUGAUCCAGGAUUAGAAAUAUGGGGAGGAGAGCAGUAUGAAAUCUCCUUUAAGGUGUGGAUGUGCGGCGGUGGCAUGUUUGAUGUUCCAUGCUCUCGAGUUGGGCAUAUCUACAGGAAGUACGUCCCAUAUAAAGUCCCUUCUGGAACCAGCCUAGCACGGAACCUGAAGCGCGUGGCAGAGACCUGGAUGGAUGAAUUUGCAGAGUACAUUUACCAGCGACGGCCUGAGUACAGACAUCUCUCAACUGGUGAUAUCUCUGCCCAGAAGGAGCUUCGCAAGCAUCUUAAAUGUAAAGAUUUCAAGUGGUUCAUGGCUGCAGUGGCUUGGGAUGUCCCCAAAUACUACCCUCCUGUGGAGCCUCCACCUGCUGCCUGGGGAGAGAUUCGAAAUGUGGCAGCCAGCCUCUGUGUGGACAGUAAACAUGGAGCCACAGGGACUGAGCUGAGGCUGGACAUCUGUGUGAAGGAUGGCUCAGAGCGGACGUGGUCACACGAACAGCUCUUCACCUUUGGUUGGAGAGAAGACAUCCGCCCCGGGGAGCCGCUUCACACCAGGAAGUUCUGCUUCGACGCCAUUUCGCACAGUAGCCCCGUCACACUGUACGACUGUCACGGGAUGAAGGGAAACCAGCACUGGAGCUAUCGGAAGGACAAAACUUUGUUCCAUCCGGUAAGCAGCAGCUGCAUAGAUUGCAACCCAGCUGAGAAGAAGAUUUUCAUGAACAGAUGUGAUCCUUUAUCUGAAACUCAACAGUGGAUUUUUGAACAUAUUAAUAUGACUGUUUUAGAAAAAUUUAACAGCAAGGCCAGUUCCUAGAAAGAAAAUAAAAAGAGGGACACACGCAGUUACGUACAGACUGCAGAUACUACAUUUUUUGCCAGCAUCUGGGUUGAAGGAGUCAGGAAUUACAUUUCCUAGAUCCAGGAAAUCUGUUCUGAGGAUUAAGAAAAUGCCACAGCAAGAGCCAGCAGGCUGUCCUUGUGGAUGUACAGUAUCUGAAGAACUUGGGCAAGAGCCUCACCGGAUGCUGCUGAGAACUUCAGGCUGAAAAUUCCCUUGCUGGUCGAGGGAAAAAAAUGUUUAAAAACUGUUUAAAAGUACUCCAAGUUAAUAAAGUAAAACAAAACUC
Chaetura pelagica (chimney swift) is the source of this 2098-nucleotide messenger RNA. RefSeq names its product polypeptide N-acetylgalactosaminyltransferase-like 6 (gene GALNTL6). Gene Ontology annotation, cellular component: Golgi apparatus. NCBI's taxonomy places the organism in Eukaryota, Metazoa, Chordata, Aves, Apodiformes, Apodidae. Bases 1 to 1785 code for a protein of 594 amino acids. The transcript has 14 exons. The record is from RefSeq and is a predicted model, not a curated record.